CACGCUGCUUCUCUGUACCGGAACCCCCGGGACCGGCUAUUGCUUGCAGUAGGUACACUUGAGGAAUUACUCUGACAAGAUUUUUUUCAUUGUCCAGCACUGCGUCACUUCUCAGAUUCUCACAUUUGGCUGCUGCCAAACUGAACAUAAAAUAUUAUAAUAUCUGAAUGGCGCGCUCGAAUCAGCCUGGCAGCUCCAGAUCUUAUCGGGCUAACAGCGGUAUAAGCAACCAUGCAAUGCGAGUGUUAAUGAACGAAUACCAAAACUUGCAGAAGGAACCAAUGGAAGGCUUUAAGGUCAAGCUGGGAAAAGAUGACAAUAUUUGUGAAUGGGAGGUCACGAUUUUUGGUCCGCCAGAUACGAUAUAUGCAGGAGGCUAUUUUCGAGCAUUGAUGAAGUUCCCACCUGAGUAUCCAUUUCAGCCUCCGACAGUUCGGUUUUUUAACUGCUUAUGGCAUCCGAACAUAUAUAAGAAUGGAACAGUGUGUAUCAGCAUUCUGCAUCCACCGACAGACGAUCCGCAUUCAGGAGAGCUGCCAUGUGAACGCUGGAACCCAACCCAAAACGCUCAUUCUGUCCUGAUGUCAGUCAUAUCGUUACUUAAUGAGCCUAAUAUCAAUAGCGCCGCCAAUGUCGAAGCGUCUGUUACGUAUCGGAGAUGGAAAGAAAAUGGCGACCCAGAAUAUGUGCACCGUGUUAAAGAGAAUGUUGAAUCUUCGAGGAUCGAAGCAGUUAGAGAUGGAGUUCGAAUUCCCACAACAAUAGAAGACUAUUGCAUGAAGAAGUCCGACAGCAUUACUGAAGCUAUCAGCAACAAAGGGUCAGCCGGCGAUAGUGAAAUUUCCUACUCGGAUCUCGGAGAUAUAGACGAAAACAGCAUUUAUACUUUUAGUGACGAUGAGGAGCCAACUGGUUUAUAAAAAGAAGUUAUGCCAUCUGUUUUAUAGGACUUGAAAUGAUUGGACUGUGAACUCAAAUGAAAAAAUAAUAAUUCUAUUUAAAUGUGGUUUAGGAAUAUUUCCAACUGUCCUUCGUUGUUACGUACUGCAGCUGCGCUAUCUUGACCUGAAUAGCUGCGUAGUCGUCUGCCGGUUGUCGAUUUUACCUGUCUUUCUAUUUUGAGAUAAACCGUUGGACAGCAUUAAAUCGUUGUCUUCCACA
Paramacrobiotus metropolitanus is the source of this 1161-nucleotide messenger RNA. RefSeq names its product ubiquitin-conjugating enzyme E2 R1-like. The transcript is spliced from 2 exons. The record is from RefSeq and is a predicted model, not a curated record. NCBI's taxonomy places the organism in Eukaryota, Metazoa, Tardigrada, Eutardigrada, Parachela, Macrobiotidae. Gene Ontology annotation, molecular function: ubiquitin conjugating enzyme activity. Gene Ontology annotation, biological process: ubiquitin-dependent protein catabolic process; protein polyubiquitination. The coding region runs from base 168 to 920 and encodes 250 amino acids.